Molecule: messenger RNA, 2211 nt
Organism: Coffea arabica (coffee)
Lineage: Eukaryota; Viridiplantae; Streptophyta; Magnoliopsida; Gentianales; Rubiaceae
Source: RefSeq, a predicted model, not a curated record
CUCUCCCUCCUUUUUCUUGCACCAAACUAUCAAAAAAACUACUCAACCGUUUGUAAAUCAUCCAUCAAUCAGGACAACACACCCCAAUUCCCCCUCUUCUUCCUCUGUUGUCGUCAUCUCUACGAUAUUUCUCCAACAUUCUCUCCCUUCAUCUGAAGCUUCCAUCUGUGUUUUUAUCCUCCUUGAUUGAUUCCAUCCCAUUUUAUUGCUGUCCGCCGUGUCUGAUGAAUUUUGAGCCACAAACAUAUUUUGAUAAUCCCAGUUGGCAAAAAUUCUUUCUUCCUAUUUUUCUGGAUUCAAAAGUUCCUGUAGAAUCUGAGUAAUCAAGAGUUAAUUGAACGGUUCAGGCAUUAAAGACUUCCAACAAAUUAGCCCCGUUUUCACCUCCUCCCUCAUUUAUCUCCCUUAAAGUCAUUGUCCUUUCUGCUGAUUAUUGGUCCAUUUUCUAAAUUUAGUCAAUAAAGAUUAGGAUCAGAAACAAGGUGCAAUAUAGAAAAGACCAAGAUUGCCGGUACAGACAGAUUGAGAGAGAAAAAAGGAGAGAUGUUUGUCAUUGACAGACAAUUUUAGACGGCCUUUUUGCUGCAUUUUCUUGAUAAUAAUGGAUUCUUGUUCUUAUUAUGAAUAUUAUUCUUCAUUCUUCUUUGAUCUCUCCACCCAUUUGAAUAAGAUGUGGUGCUUUCUUUCCCUCGUGCUUUGCACCAAGAAACGAUGAAUAAGAAUUAUUGGAGAGCUCAGGUUUUUUGAGUAAUUUUUCCAGUGCAGGAUCAUCAGAGUUCGUCAAAAAUGGCUUCUUCUCAGGUUGAGAUUGCGUCAUCUUCUCCGUUUGGUUAUGUUUUGAAGGAUCGUAAUCGGCACGAUCAUCGAUACAGGACAAGGGAGUCCAAUGCGUUUCAGAAGAAUUUCAAGGACUUGGUUCAGACUCACCUGAAUUCUUGCGGUCCAGGUCAUUCAAGAAAUUCUGGUUCUGUUUCCAAUGGCAAAUUGAGUCACCAGAUUGAUUAUACAGAUUUAUGGGUUCAUAAUCCGCGGAGUCAUACCAAUGAGAAUAAUCAUCAUUCUUGUAAUUUUGAUGAUAGGAGAAUGUCUGGUCAUACAGAUUCCAAUGAGAAUUCUCCUCGUCAUCAUAUUGAUUUUACAGAUUUGUGGGUUCACAAUCCACAGAGAAACAACAAUGAGAAUGAUCCCAAGAAAAGUAGAGCUGGGGAAAAAUGGGAUAAGGCAAGAGAUAUGGUAUUUGCUUUUGAGAGAAAAAGCCAAGAAAACACAUCAUCAGGAGGGCCUGUUUUGAAUUCUCAGAGGGGAAGAAGUCCUGACAGCCCAUCAUCAGGGCGGCCUGUUUCGGCUUCUCAGAGGGGGACGAGCCGUGAAGUUGUACCCCAAGAGCCUGUUGCAUUAUUUCAGAGGGGAAAGAGCCAAGAGGAAAUCACAUCAGAGCCUGAUUUGAGAUCCCAAAGGGAGAAUUCCCCUGUAAAAUCUGAAAGUUCUGUGGAGGCGCAAAGUUUAGGCGGAGUGUCUUCCCUUGUGAGGAUGUGGAGAGACUUUGAGGCUGAGGCUCGGUGCUUCAGCGCAACCAAUUCACCUGUUUGUAGCUCUAGGAGCAAUUCCGUAAUGUUUUUCAAUGAUAAUUCUUCAUAUGCUGAUGCCCCUCUUCGAGGGCCUGAUGCUGGUGAGGAAUUCGCCGAUUUAAGGCCUGCAACCCCAUCUAAGAGUGAGGACUUGUUUCUAGACUGGGAAUCUGAUCAAACAGGCUUGAGUGGUCCACCUUCCUCUCGAGGUAGAGAUUCUGAUGCUACUGAGAGUGAGAGAAUCAGGGUAGCUGAUAUCAUCAAAAAACUGUCGUCUAAUGGUGAAGAUCACAACGAUACAAUUAGCCAACAUUCAUUGCCCCGUGUUCGAACAUCACUGGAAAAGGCAGAACAGAGAGUUUUCUCUCCAGUUUCCAGUUCUCCUCGGAUUAGAGGUCGUCAAGCAUUCACUGAUUUGUUAAUGCACUUGGAGCGUGAUAGGCACAGGGAGCUUGAAAGGCUUGUAGAUAAAAAAGCAGUUUCCAGAUUCUCACAUAGAGGCCGCAUUCAGGCUAUGAUACGCGUUAGAUUCUUGCGUCGUGGAGCUGAAGGAAAAGAUGGUCGCCAAUCUAAUUCUGCAUCAUUUGACUCAAAAAGACUUGCUCCAUCAGCCAUUGUGAAUAUAAGGUCAGAAGGCUCUUGA